AUUGCACAAACAGCUGUUGGCAGUCGCGGUCACACUGUAUGUAAUCGCAUGUAUAUUUCUCAAAACAAAACGUAAUUCUUGCAAACAACUACACAAAUUAGAAAAAGAAAAUCACAAAUCAAAUCAGCAGUUGAAAGCAUGGCCGAUGCCAAUGCAAUGACAGAAGGCAAAUUGCCGGCUAUCGAGAAGCGAGUCCAUAAUAUUCAUCAUUUGGCCCAGUGGCAAAGAUCGCGUGCGUAUCACGAUCUAAUUGGUUAUAUUAAUGGCACCAGCUCAGCCAUACAGGGCAUUAAGACGACGGAUGAAAUACACGAGUCGGAUAUGCUGCGCAAAUUGCUCGGCUUAUUCGAUUCACUGGAACAUUUGGUCGAGGAGCAUCCGCCGCUAGAGCAACCGCAACGAUUCGGGAAUAAAGCGUAUCGGGAUUGGUCGCGCGCCAUGCAUGAACAGUUGCCCGGCAUGCUGAGGCAGGUGCUGCCCGUGUCCAAGCACAAAUAUCUCGGCGAAUUAAUGCAGUAUCUGAUGGAGGGAUUUGGGAAUGCGACACGCAUCGAUUAUGGCACUGGGCAUGAGCUCUCCUUUCUCUUCUUUCUGUGCGCCCUGUUCAAGGCGGAAGUAUUGCAGGACCAGGACAUUGUGGGUGCGGCACUGCGUCUGUUUCAGCGCUAUUUGGAGUUUGCCCGACAAUUGCAGCGCACGUACAACAUGGAACCCGCUGGGAGUCAGGGAGUCUGGUCGCUGGACGACUUUCAGUUUGUGCCCUUUAUUUGGGGCAGUGCCCAGCUAGCGGUCAAGAGUCCUUUUGAUCCCGCCAAAUUUGUGGAUGAGCAGAUUAUAAAUGAUUAUAAGAAUCAGUUCAUGUUCAUCAGUUGCAUCGAUUACAUUUGCAAGGUGAAGACGGGUCACUUUGGCGAGCACUCCAAUCAGCUGUGGAGCAUUACGGCCGUGCCAUCCUGGAUCAAAAUCAAUUCGGGCCUGGUUAAAAUGUAUCAAAAAGAGAUUCUGUCCAAGUUCCCCGUUAUCCAGCAUGUUUACUUUGGCGAACUAAUGUCUUUCGACCCGGUUACAGCGGGCACAAUGAUAACUGGUGCACGUUUGGGUCAAGCGGCGCCGCCGCCCUCGAAACGCAUUUGCAUUGCAACAAUGCCGGCGACAGGGAAUCUGGUGCCACCGAUGCCAAUUGUGGCGCCACCACCACCGCCAGCGGAGGCUUUGAACACCGAUCUGAGUGUGGGCGAUUCGAGCAGCGAGAGUAGCGACAGCAGCGUUGUCCUGCGGCCCGGAUCUUCAGCAUCAUUGGUGGGCAUCGAGGGUUCCGGCGAUAAUCCCACAAAACAGCCAGCCAGCGAACCCAAGGAGCGGCAUGCAGAUUAAAGUGUACAUCUACAAAACGAAUCUGUUCAAAUUAAUUGUAGUUUCGUUCAAAACAUUCGAAUUAUCGUGUAUGCUAAAUUAUAAAUUCUUCAAACAGUUAAAA
Messenger RNA from Drosophila grimshawi, 1477 nucleotides. It is a transcript of the gene Ptpa, whose product is annotated as serine/threonine-protein phosphatase 2A activator. Gene Ontology annotation, cellular component: protein phosphatase type 2A complex; nucleus; cytoplasm. Gene Ontology annotation, molecular function: peptidyl-prolyl cis-trans isomerase activity; protein tyrosine phosphatase activator activity. The transcript is spliced from 4 exons. Lineage: Eukaryota; Metazoa; Arthropoda; Insecta; Diptera; Drosophilidae. The coding region runs from base 139 to 1374 and encodes 411 amino acids. Gene Ontology annotation, biological process: mitotic spindle organization. The record is from RefSeq and is a predicted model, not a curated record.